Molecule: messenger RNA, 1113 nt
Organism: Cucurbita pepo subsp. pepo (vegetable marrow)
Lineage: Eukaryota; Viridiplantae; Streptophyta; Magnoliopsida; Cucurbitales; Cucurbitaceae
Source: RefSeq, a predicted model, not a curated record
AUGGGGAGGCUGUUUUUUCCACAGUUGAUAACCAUGUUGUGCCUGGAGGCUGCAGUUCCUUUUGAUGAAGAAGAAGAAAAACUUGAGGCAAGAAAUUUGAUGGACUACAUGGAAACCCAUAGGGAUGGCGCCAGCAGUGCCUACUCAUUGCCUCUUUCAACCAGUGGAAGAUGGAUCAUCGAUGCAACGACGGGCCAACGUGUGAAGUUGGUGUGCGUAAACUGGCCAUCUCACAUGCAGGCCAUGCUCGCAGAGGGUCUUCACCUCCAGCCGCUUGACAGCAUCACCGCUAUGGUAGCAAAGUUGCAGUUCAAUUGUGUGCGCUUGACGUACUCAAUCCACAUGUUCACACGCUAUGCCAAUUUGACCAUUCAACAAUCCCUCGAGAAUUAUGAUAUGAAAAAUGCCAUGACAGGCAUAACCCAAAAUAAUCAUUUUAUGUUGAACAUGACUCUUGUUGAAACUUAUGGAGCUGUUGUUGAUUCACUUGCAACACAUGGAGUCAUGGUGGUUUCAGAUAACCAUAUAAGCCAACCACGUUGGUGCUGUAACGAUGACGAUGACAAUGGCUUCUUUGGAGAUCGUUAUUUUGAUCCUCAAGAAUGGCUACAAGGAAUUGGCUUGGCAACUCAAAGUCUAAAACAUAAAUCUCAAGUGAUAGCAAUGAGCUUGAGAAACGAGCUGCGAGGACCAAACCAGAAUGUUGACAAGUGGUUUCAGUACACGAGCCAAGGAGCUAAGCUUAUUCAUCAAAUCAACCCAAAUGCACUAGUGGUGGUUUCUGGGCUAGGCUACGACACUGAUCUCAGCUUCUUGAAGAACAAAUCUUUGGGCUUUAACUUAGACAACAAACUCGUAUUUGAGGCUCACUUGUACUCCUUCACAAACAACAUGGGCGAGUCGUGGACAUCAAAGCCAUUAAACACAUUUUGUGCGAACGUUAACCAAGGAUUUGAAGACCGAGCUGGAUUUCUAGUGAGAGGACAAAAUCCGGUGCCUCUAUUUGUUAGUGAAUUUGGGAUCGACCAAACUGGUGCAAACAAGGGCCAAAAUCGAUUUUUGAGCUGCUUCUUUUCCUAUCUUAUUGAGAAUGAUUUUGACUGGGGCUUGUGA